Alternaria ethzedia is the source of this 906-nucleotide messenger RNA. RefSeq lists its product as uncharacterized. Lineage: Eukaryota; Fungi; Ascomycota; Dothideomycetes; Pleosporales; Pleosporaceae. The coding region runs from base 1 to 906 and encodes 301 amino acids. The record is from RefSeq and is a predicted model, not a curated record. The transcript has a single exon.
AUGAAGACAUCCGCUGUCCUCGCUUCUAUCCUUUUCGGCUCCUACGCCGUGGCUGCGCCUUUCGACAGGCGCGCCCUUGUCUACAAGACCGAGGUCGUCACUGAGACCGUCGUUGUCUACACCACCGUCUGGGACGACGAGACGACCGCUCAGCCAACUACCACCAGCGCUGGCGAAUUCUACGAGCAGCCCAGCAAGCCUUCCACCACCAGCACUGUAGUCGUGCCCUCGUCUUCUGCUGUGGUCACUCCCCAGGCUGCUCCUACCAAGGCCGCCCCCACCUCCUCCAAGGCCGCCCCCCCAGCCUACACUCCAGUUGUUCCCGAGAAGCCCUCCAGCGUCUACACUCCUCCUGUGGAGACCCCUACUUCCGUCUACACUCCUCCUGCUCCCACCACCACCACUCCUGCUCCUGCCCCAGUCUCCUCGUACGUCGCGCCUCCUCCUGCGCCUGAGCCAACCACUACCGCAGCCCCCGAGCCAGUCUACUCUCAAGCUCCUGCUCCUGCUCCCUCAAGCGCAGCCCCUAGCUACGGCUCUGGUGGCGUAACUUCCGGUGAAUCUUUCGACGAUGUCGAGAUUACCGUCUACGACAUGAACGUCGGCGACCUUGGUGCUUGCGGUGAGCUCCAGACCGAUGAUUCCAAGGUUGUCGCCAUCAGCAUCGGUGCCUGGAACGCCAUGGGCGGAAGCAUCCACGACGUCAUGACCGGCGAGUCUUCCAACCCAUGGUGCGGAAAGCAAAUCGAGAUUGAAUACCAAGGCAAGACUGCCACAGCCAAGAUCAUGGACAUGUGCCCUGGCUGCGUCAACAAGUACGACAUCGAUCUCUCCCGCUCUGUCUGGUCUGAGCUUGGCCUGUCUGAGACUACCCGCUACCACGGCGUCAACUGGAAGAUCAUCUAA